GGGACCGGACGGAGCCCGGAACAGACCCGGUACCGACCGGGCACCGACCCGGCACCGCUCCGGCCCGCGGCCGCCCCGCCAGGGCAGGGAGCGGGUCGGCACGGACACGAUGAUCGACACCCUGGCGAGCACCGAGGCCGAGGAGCUGCUGCUCCAGCUCUCGGCGCUGCUGGAGCAGGAGCUGCGGGCUCAGCCCAAGCCCGCCGGGCUCAGGCUGGUCGAGGCUGCUCACGACAAUGGCCUCCGAAUGACUGCCCGGCUGCGGGACUUCGAAGUGAAAGACCUGCUCAGCUUAACUCAGUUCUUUGGCUUCCGCACGGAGACGUUUUCCCUGGCUGUGAAUUUCUUGGAUAGAUUCUUGUCCAAAAUGAAGGUGCAGCCUAAACACUUGGGCUGUGUUGGACUCAGCUGCUUCUACUUGGCUGUGAAGGCAUCAGAAGAAGAAAGAAAUGUGCCCUUGGCCACUGACUUAAUUCGGAUAAGCCAGUACAGGUUCACUGUUUCUGAUAUGAUGAGAAUGGAGAAAAUCAUUUUGGAGAAGCUGAGUUGGAAAGUGAAAGCUACAACAGCCUUCCAAUUUCUACAGCUGUAUCAUUCACUCGUUCAGGAGAAUUUAAGCUGUGAAAGGAGAAAGUACCUUAAUUUUGAGAGACUUGAGACUCAGCUUAAGGCCUGUCACUGCAGAAUCAUGUUUUCUAAAGCCAAGCCUUCUGUCUUGGCACUGUCUAUUAUGGCACUAGAGAUAGAAGAACAAAAGCUGCUGGAGUUGACAGAGGCAUUGGAAUUUCUGCAGUUGCAUUCCAAGAUAAACAACAGAGAUUUGACCUUCUGGAAGGAACUGGUUUUAAAGUGCCUUACAGAAUAUUCCUCGAGCAAGUGCUCCAAACCAAAUGUCCAGAAAUUAAAGUGGAUUGUGUCUGGACGUACAGCACGGCAGCUCAAACACAGCUACUACAGAAUAACACACCUUCCUACCAUUCCAGAGACCAGCUCAUAAAAGGAGUACAAUAAAAUGAAGGAAAAAACAUCCUGUGACCUUGUCAACAGGCACAUGAAUACUUGAGAAACAAAGUCUGAACCAUGAUCUUAAUAAUGAAGAACUCAACUCAUGGAAAGAACAUGUAACAUUUCAGACUAAAGAUCCUCCCAGCAAA
This is a messenger RNA of Lepidothrix coronata (blue-crowned manakin), 1154 nucleotides long. It is a transcript of the gene CCNG1, whose product is annotated as cyclin G1. The transcript has 7 exons. The record is from RefSeq and is a predicted model, not a curated record. Gene Ontology annotation, biological process: mitotic cell cycle phase transition; regulation of cyclin-dependent protein serine/threonine kinase activity. Bases 110 to 997 code for a protein of 295 amino acids. Lineage: Eukaryota; Metazoa; Chordata; Aves; Passeriformes; Pipridae. Gene Ontology annotation, molecular function: cyclin-dependent protein serine/threonine kinase regulator activity. Gene Ontology annotation, cellular component: cyclin-dependent protein kinase holoenzyme complex; cytoplasm; nucleus.